AUGAGCAAAAGCCACAAGCUGACUUCCAAAGAAAAGUUUAUCAAAUGGCGCAAUUACCAAUCUUCACAAGAGUCGGUUUUUCUAGCUAUAAUAAAUCAAUAUUGUGACAUUACUAUACACAAACCCGUCAAAAAGGCUUUAGUGACUUUACAAUUCGUUCAAAUCGACGAACUUUCCUUCUCGCCAACAGACACCAUCAACUUUUCCAAACUUGUUCAGAACUUAGUUAAACAGAGAUUGGAGUAUGAAGUUUCUAUUGGUGUUCUUCCAAAGACGGCGAUGCGAAGGAGUGAGAACUAUCGAUUCACUAUAACUCUCAAUUUAUUAGUCGACUUACUUUCAGAGUUUCGUUACGUCCUUAACACUAAGCCGCCUGUUUCAAAAAAGGCCAAAGAGGCCGUUAGAAAUGAAAAAGAUACAAUAGGGGAGACCAUCCACUCCAUUGCAAAAGAUGGAAUCAUCUUAUUUGGAAAACAAGCAAUUGAAAGGACGGGAAGGCUCAUCAGUUGCUACCUCAAUUCAAUAGAAUAUGGUGGGUUAAUGGUCACCACUAUAUACAAAAACGAUAAAAACCUCGCAAAACUCCUCACCUGCUGA
Molecule: messenger RNA, 597 nt
Organism: Entamoeba invadens IP1
Lineage: Eukaryota; Evosea; Mastigamoebida; Endamoebidae
Exons: 1
Coding region: 1-597 (198 amino acids)
Source: RefSeq, a predicted model, not a curated record